UAACUUUAAGCAAUCACAAUCUGAACCGGCUUACUUGCUUGAUGCUCCAGUUUUGGAAUUUUAUGAUGAGCUGUCAAAAGUAUAUACAUUAAUUGUAGUACUUGAUAAAUAAAUUGACAAAAAUGGAUGCAACAGCAAAAUAUAAAAACAAUGUCAAAGCGCCGUCUCUUUAUAAGAGACCGAUGUGGUUUGCACGGAUGUCUCCGGAAAAGCAAGAUACACUUUUAAAAAUGUUGAUUCUCUCCAUUGCAUCCGUGUUAUCAUUUUCAAAUCGUCUGUAUUCUGUCAUUAGAUUUGAGAGUGUUAUUCAUGAAUUCGAUCCGUACUUCAACUACCGAACAACUAAAUACUUAACUGAAAAUGGUUUUUAUAAUUUUCAUAAUUGGUUCGAUGAUAGAGCUUGGUAUCCUCUGGGGAGGAUCAUAGGUGGUACCAUCUAUCCAGGUCUCAUGAUGACAUCUGCAGUGAUACACCAUGUUCUUCAGCUCUUGAAUAUAACUGUUGACAUUCGUAAUGUCUGUGUUUUUUUGGCUCCAUUGUUUUCAAGCUUUACCACUAUCAUUACUUACCUUCUUACCAAAGAACUGUCUGAUGCAGGAUCUGGUUUGAUAGCUGCUGCUAUGAUAUCAAUUGUUCCUGGUUAUAUUUCAAGGUCAGUAGCUGGUUCAUAUGAUAAUGAAGGUAUAGCAAUUUUCUGCAUGCUUCUGACAUACUACCUUUGGAUAAAAGCCGUUAAAACCGGUUCUGUGUAUACAUCUGCUAUGUGCAGUGUGGCUUACUUCUAUAUGGUUUCAUCUUGGGGUGGUUAUGUGUUCUUAAUAAAUUUAAUUCCAUUACAUGUUUUGGUGCUAAUGGUCACAGGUCGCUUCUCCCAUCGAGUCUAUAUAGCAUAUAGUGUCUUGUAUUGUUUAGGCACUUUACUAUCAAUGCAGAUAUCUUUUGUGGGUUUCCAACCUGUACAAUCAAGUGAACAUAUGGCUGCUUUGGGUGUAUUUGGCUUAUGUCAACUUCAUGCAUUUGCUGAUUAUAUAAGAUCUCGUUUGAAACGUGAAGAUGCUGAACUUUUAUUUAAAGCUACUUUUACACUAUGUGCUGUAAUUGUAGUUAUUGUUGGUGCUGUGCUGACUGCUACUGGUAAAAUUUCCCCAUGGACUGGUCGAUUUUACUCCCUUCUUGAUCCUUCUUAUGCCAAAAAUAACAUUCCUAUCAUAGCUUCUGUUUCUGAACAUCAGCCUACAUCAUGGUCCAGUUUUUACUUUGAUCUCCAGUUAUUAGUCUUCCUAUUUCCUGUUGGACUUUAUUACUGUUUCACUAAACUGACGGAUGUUAAUAUUUUCAUAAUUCUGUAUGGCAUCACCAGCAUUUACUUUGCUGGUGUCAUGGUUCGGUUGAUGCUGGUUUUAGCUCCGGUAAUGUGCAUCUUAUCUGGAAUUGGUGUUUCCUCUAUUCUUACUACUUACUGUAAGCAAAUUGAUGUUCCUCAACCAGAAAAAAAAUUGAAACGUCACGACAAUACAUAUUUCAAGCGAAAAGAAGUUUCGGUUUCAUUUAUUUGCAUGAUGCUCGUUUUUCUAUAUUCCUAUGUCAGACAUUGUACAUGGGUAACUACGGAAGCAUAUUCAUCUCCAUCUAUAGUUCUUGCUGCUCGAAGCCACGAUGGAUCCAGAAUUAUAUUUGAUGAUUUCCGUGAGGCUUAUUACUGGCUACGUCACAAUACACCUGAAGAUGCAAAGGUUAUGUCCUGGUGGGAUUAUGGGUAUCAAAUCACAGCCAUGGCAAAUCGCACUAUAUUAGUUGAUAAUAACACCUGGAACAACACUCAUAUAUCUAGAGUUGGUCAAGCUAUGGCUUCCACUGAAGAUAAAGCCUAUGAAAUCAUGAGAGAACUGGAUGUCAACUACGUUCUUGUAAUUUUCGGCGGUUUGACCGGUUAUUCAUCAGAUGAUAUAAAUAAGUUCUUGUGGAUGGUUAGAAUUGGUGGUAGUACAGAACGUGGUAAACACAUUAAAGAAAAUGAUUAUUAUACAAAAUCUGGAGAGUUUAGAGUGGAUAAAGAAGGAUCCAAAACACUUCUCGAAUGCUUGAUGUACAAGUUAUGCUACUAUCGAUUUGGUUCUGUGUAUACAGAAGCUGGUAAACCUCCCGGCUAUGAUCGUGUACGAAAUGCUGAAAUAGGUAAUAAAGAUUUUGAGUUGGAUGUUUUGGAAGAAGUUUAUACCACUGAACAUUGGCUUGUUAGAAUUUAUAAAGUCAAAGAUCUGCCAAACAGAGGAACAUGAGAUUUAUUUGACUUUAUUUCAUUUUUUCAAUUUCAAUACUUAAAUCCAUCUGUGAACAAAUUUUGGGGAAAUUAUUAUAAUUUUUUUUCUUAUUUUCAUACUUAAUUUUCUUAUUUUCAUACUUAAUUAAAUUAACUGACUUGGUAUUGUUAUGGUUUGUUAAGUUAAUAUCAAUAUUCUUUAUGUACAUCUUAGUAAAUUAAUAUUUUUGUGACUUCACUGAUUUUUAAAACAGUGUUAUUAAGACAUUGUAAUAAGCUGGUGUUUUCCAGUAUGUUAACUGUUUGUAAAACAGAUUGAUGUGUCUUCUGCAACUUGCACAAAUUGCUUGAAACCACUGUGUUCAUGAAACAUGGGUGUUAUAUCUUUGUUUUAUUUGCUUUUUUUACACAGUAUUGUGUAAAUUAUAUUGUCAACAAUUUAAAAUAGACUAUCAGCAGAAGAUUAUGUGUCUUUUGAAAUAACUCUUACCAUUAAUUUACGUAUUUUUAUUAUUUUUUAAGCUAUUAUCUACUUAAAUAUAAGACUUUAUUGAGUUUAUUGUUAUAUGAAUAAGUUAUUUUAUGUUAACUUGACAAACUAAUGCUAUGGAGAUGUUUAAUGAUAUUAUAGAUAUAUAAUUAAUCAUUUCUCUCUAAAAAAAAAUUUAACUGAGUUUUAUAAAGUAUUCUCAGAAAAUUUUUCUAGCUGUACCACUAUGAAAAACUGCUAUGAUUUCAACAAAAAAAACUUUUUUCAAAUGCACAGUAAAUAGGCAGAAAAAUGCAGUGUAUUGAUAAGCAAUAGUACCAAAUUUUGCGUGUUAUAAUUUUCAGUGCGUUAUUGGAAAUCAUAGCAUAAAAAUUUUAGUAACAUUUGGUUUGUAGUUCUUAAACAGAUGGCAAAAAUUUCCAUAUUGGUACCUGCAUCAGAAUGGUCCCCAAAAUUUUAGCAAUUGCAUGCAAUAACUAAAAGAACAUCUCAGAAUAGGACUAAAUUGGAGGUUUAACUGGUAGCCUUUUCCAGCAGACCACUUAUUUAAUUUUUAAAAUCUAUUUUAAAUGCAGGGCACUUAGUAAAUUGUAAAUUUCAAUUGGCUUAAACAUUUCUUGAUAUGGAAAUAUCCUCAACAUUUGUAACAAAAAGGCAUUAUAAGUAAAAAGCACUCUAUACAAAAAAUUAAAAAAAGUAUGAUUUAUUUUAAUUUACAGCAAAAAUUAUUUUGGUACUUGAAAUAUUUUGAAAUAAAAAGUUAAGAUAAUAGUUUUAAACAUUGUUAAUAAUUAAAUGUAUCUACUUCAUUAAUGUUAUACAUUAUUUUACGUAAGUUAGAAUUUGUUGCAAUAUUGUUUAUAUAUUUCUGAUAUUUUUGAAGAAAAAAAAAUUUGGAAUUUAAUUAACAAUACCUUGGACCAAUUAUUACUUAAUAUUUGUAAUUAAGCAGAUGUAUUUUUUAAAUGUGACAUGUUUCUUGAAAAGCAUGAAAGUAAUAUUGUUAUGAAAAGAGAAAUAAAAAUUUCUUUAUCCA
Parasteatoda tepidariorum (common house spider) is the source of this 3786-nucleotide messenger RNA. Its product is annotated as dolichyl-diphosphooligosaccharide--protein glycosyltransferase subunit STT3A. Gene Ontology annotation, cellular component: membrane. Gene Ontology annotation, biological process: post-translational protein modification. The record is from RefSeq and is a predicted model, not a curated record. Gene Ontology annotation, molecular function: dolichyl-diphosphooligosaccharide-protein glycotransferase activity. NCBI's taxonomy places the organism in Eukaryota, Metazoa, Arthropoda, Arachnida, Araneae, Theridiidae.